Molecule: messenger RNA, 2081 nt
Organism: Suillus bovinus
Lineage: Eukaryota; Fungi; Basidiomycota; Agaricomycetes; Boletales; Suillaceae
Exons: 2
Coding region: 203-1978 (591 amino acids)
Source: RefSeq, a predicted model, not a curated record
CGCGAGGUACCUGUGAGAACUUCUGGGGAAGGUGGCAUCAUUUCAUUGGAUGGCGCAGAUGUUGACAAUGACAUCAGUACUUUCUUGCGGCAUUCCUUUGCACAGCUGGGAAUUCGCCGUCCUGAUUUCCCCCUAACCAUCGACUGAACAACUUCAGCAGCUUGCGAGCCGAGCAGGCAGACGUUUCAUCGUGGCGUCUACAAUGAUGAAGUUUAUUAUUGACGACGAAGACAAGGAUCCCGGUGAUCGAUUGCAGCUGAUGCUCAAGCUGACAAGCAAGCUGCUACCAGGAACGGAGGUGUACAAGUUAUAUGACUGUAUCCUCUCCACAUGUGCCGACCCCAAGCGUGCUUACAUGCACUUGUCCAUUGUUGCCACCCUUGCAGACCCUCUUCCCAUCUCACAAAUAUCAUCACUUCUUGGCCCUGGUUUAAACAGGGAUGUGCAGACAACGCUGAUACAGCUACGGUCUGUCGUAGAUAUCCCUACAGACAGCAUUCUCCCUGUGAAUAUUCAUCACUCCUCCAUUCGUGACUAUGUCUCCGACCCCUCAAACUGCAGCCUCCCUCAAGUACGCGAACACGAUAUGCGAUCACCCCACUCCCUACUCGCUGAUUCAUCUCUUCGCUUGAUGAUGAAGGAGAUUCCUGAAAGCACGGCCCUCUUGGAUGUCCUCUUGGAACUGAAGAAGCAUAGCCAUGCAAUUAGUCCUGGGGACCCCCAUAGAUUAGAAGACAAAUUAACUUUCCUCUUUCGGGAACCCGAGCCAGUGUCUGUUCUUAUUGGCAUGCUAUGGCUUCGAGGUGACCACGGGUCAGAUAUACAAUCCUGGCUAGUGACCGAGGAUAGGAAUGCUUGGUUGGACACCCCUAACGGAAAAUCCUGGCUGAAUACCUGUGAGGGACGAGAAUGGCUGGAGACAGAUGAAGGAAGGUUCUGGGAGGAAGGUUCAAUGCCUGACUUGCAAUCUGUGUCAGACUGGUCAGAUUGCUCUGAGACCCAGGAAGUGGGUGACGAACUGCAGAUGGAGCACAGGUCAGAGUGGCUGGAGACUCAGGGAGGAUUGGCUCGGCAGGCCGAUCAAAUACCUGAAUUACAAUCUGUGUCAGACUCUUCGGAUUUGUCUGAGACCCAGGAAGUGGGUGACGAGCCGCAGAUGUUAGGCUCGAAGCCGGCUUCGAUAUUCCGGUCGAUGCGAGGUGGAAUAGAACCCUCUAUCCAGAAACAAAGGAGGUCAAAAAAGUCGUUGCGGACUGAGGGAGGACGAAAGUGGCUGGAGACCAAGGGAGGAAGACGUUGGCUGAAGGCUUGGGGAGGAAAUCCCUGGCUGAUGUCUCCGGACGGGUCAGAUUGGCUGAAGACUUGGAAAGGAAACCACUGGCUGAAGUCUCCGCACGGGUCAGAUUGGCUGAAAUCCUUAGAUGGGCGAGACUGGCUGCAGACGUCCCAUGGCCAAGCAUGGAAAUCCACUCCUGCAGGGUCCGCCCGGGUGACUUUUGACGAACUCUCAAGUACGCUGAAAGCGAUCAGCGAGUUUAUCAUUGUCCCAGAAUUGCGUUUGCUACCAACCUUCCAAGUAGUCCAGUCGUUUGAAAGCUUGCCAGAUUUCUUGAUGCUCCCGGCGUUCCUUGCUUUAAGCCGCCAGCAUCAUUCCACUGCAUCAUCAACAUAUCGUCCACCGAACAGGGAGAUCAUCCACGCUAUGAACGCCUUCAUGGCUUUCACACGCAAGGCACAGCACGACAGUCGAUUAUCUUCAUACGCUCUCAAGUACGCCUGUCAAAACUGGGCCACAUAUCUCUUGCGUGCUCCAGAUCCACGGGAUGACACGUCCAACCACUUAUUCCAGGCUUUCUGGAAUCAUCACCUCCUUUCCUGGCUCGAACGGCAAUGGUGCUUGAAGGGUCUGCGGUCUUGCCUUGUCGUCUUAUCUGAAGGGCAGAAAUUUGCUAAGUUCCAUGUAUAUUUGAAAUUCUGACCUUCGCCGUCUGAAUUCAUGUAUUAACUAUGGGAGCGACCAUUGCUAGAUAAAACUCGAUCCAGAUGUGCAGAAAUCGCUCUUAUACACUUCCAUGAUCUGA